CAUCCCGCCACAUUCCUGGGGAGUCCUCAGCUGCCAGCAUCUGAUUAGAACCAUAUCUCUCUCUCUCUCCCCGGGAGUGGCCGCGCGGCACCGAGGCUCCCUGCCGGCGGCUAUUUAAGCGGGGCCCACUGAGUCCCUAGCGCUGCAACCUAGAGGCUCCGGACACGGAGAAGUCAUGCUGGCUCCGCAGAGGCACUAGCUAGCCCGUGUGUGCCGAGGAGGGUUAUGUUCGUUUGAGACCUGCGCAUCAAGGAUUGCUUGGUGUCAGCGAGCGUCUGCUGCUGGGUUUUCUGUCUGCCUUCUCGUCAUGUCUAACGAAGUUGAAGCCAGCACGACCAAUGGUCAGCCUGACCAACAGGCUGCCCCGAAAGCGCCAUCAAAGAAGGAAAAGAAGAAAGGCUCCGAAAAGACAGAUGAGUAUCUGUUGGCCAGGUUCAAAGGUGAUGGUGUAAAAUACAAGGCCAAGCUAAUCGGGAUUGAUGACGUGCCCGAUGCAAGAGGAGACAAAAUGAGCCAAGAUUCUAUGAUGAAACUCAAGGGAAUGGCAGCAGCUGGCCGGUCUCAGGGACAACACAAGCAAAGGAUCUGGGUCAACAUCUCCCUGUCUGGUAUCAAAAUUAUCGAUGAGAAAACUGGGGUAAUAGAGCAUGAACAUCCAGUAAAUAAGAUUUCUUUCAUUGCUCGUGAUGUGACAGAUAACAGAGCGUUUGGUUAUGUGUGUGGAGGAGAAGGCCAGCAUCAAUUUUUUGCCAUAAAAACUGGCCAACAGGCUGAACCUUUAGUCGUCGAUCUUAAAGACCUUUUUCAAGUUAUCUACAAUGUAAAGAAAAAGGAAGAAGAAAAGAAAAAGGUCGAAGAAGCUAGCAAAGUGGAAGAGAAUGGGAGUGAGGCCCUAAUGACCCUUGAUGAUCAAGCUAACAAACUGAAGCUGGGUGUUGACCAGAUGGAUUUGUUUGGGGACAUGUCUACACCUCCAGACCUAAAUAGUCCAACAGAAAGCAAAGAUAUCCUGUUAGUGGAUCUAAACUCUGAACUCGACACCAAUCAGAACUCUUUAAGAGAAAAUCCAUUCUUAACCAAUGGCGUCACCUCCUGUUCUCUCCCUCGACCAAAGCCUCAGGCAUCCUUCUUGCCUGAAAAUGCCUUUUCUGCCAAUCUCAACUUCUUUCCCACCCCUAAUCCUGAUCCUUUCCGUGAUGAUCCUUUUGCACAGCCAGACCAAUCGGCACCCUCUUCGUUUGAUUCUCUCACAUCUCCAGAUCAGAAGAAAGCGAACCUGAGUAGCUUGUCUACUCCGCUGAGUAAAGGGCCCCUGAACGGUGAUACCGAUUACUUUGGUCAGCAAUUUGACCAGAUCUCUAACCGGACUGGCAAACAGGAAGCUCAGGCAGGCCCGUGGCCCUAUCCAAGUUCGCAAACCCAGCAAGCAGUGAGAACUCCAAAUGGGGUAUCUGACAGAGACCAGAACGGCUUCCAUAUCAAACCUUCCCCGAACCCUUUUGUGGGAAGCCCUCCCAAAGGACUCUCAGUACCGAAUGGCGUAAAGCAGGACUUGGAAAGCUCUGUCCAGUCCUCCGCGCAUGACUCCAUAGCCAUUAUCCCACCUCCACAAAGUACCAAACCCGGAAGAGGCAGAAGGACUGCUAAGUCUUCAGCAAAUGACUUGCUUGCCUCAGACAUCUUUGCCUCAGAACCUCCAGGCCAGACGUCACCCACAGGACCACCUGCAGCCCCACAGACCAACCCUUUGGAUCUCUUCAAAACAAGCGCUCCUGCCCCGAUGGGGCCCCUUGCAGGUCUAGGGGGUGUUCCAGUAACACCCCCUCAAGCAGGACCUUGGGCACCUGUCGUCUUCAGUCCUUCUACAGCUGUGGUCCCAGGAGCCAUAAUAAGCGGCCAGCCUUCAGGUUUCGGUCAGCCGAUCGUUUUCGGUACAACCCCAGCGGUUCAAGUCUGGAACCAGCCUUCGUCGUUUGCGACCCCAGCUUCCCCUCCAGCCCCCGCAGUCUGGUGCUCAGCUGCACCCGUGGCACCACCCAAUGCUUGGUCAUCCACAAGCUCCCUGGGGAAUCCUUUCCAGACUAACACCUUUUCACCUCCUGCCAUGCCCAUUCAGCCCUCGCCUGCGCUGCCCUCUGUGGCCACGCCUCCUCAGCCACCUCCCAGAAAUGGGCCGCUAAAGGACAUUCCCAGUGAUGCUUUCACUGGCUUAGACCCACUCGGGGACAAAGAAGUCAAGGAAGUGAAGGAAAUGUUUAAGGACUUCCAGCUGCGGCAGCCACCUGUACCCUCAAGGAAGGGGGAGACACCGGCCACAGGGACUUCGAGUGCCUUCUCCAGCUAUUUCAACAAUAAAGUUGGCAUCCCUCAGGAGCAUGUAGACCAUGACGAUUUUGAUGCCAAUCAGCUGUUGAGCAAGAUUAACGAACCACCAAAGCCAGUUCCCAGACAGGGUCUCCUCUCGGGUACCAAGUCUGCUGACAAUUCACUUGAGAACCCCUUCUCCAAAGGAUGCUUAAGUUCAUCACAGCCCCCCGUGGCUUCUCAGCCCGCAUCUUCUGAUGCCCGCAGGAGCCCUUUUGGAAAUCCUUUCGCCUAGCUUCUGACAUUGUCAUGCUGACUACCCAGAGGAACAAAAGACUGGCUUUAGCCAAGGACAAGAGCUGAGAGCCAGACACGUGCGGACCUCUGUCCUUGUUCCUUCCACCUUUGACAUAUUAUCUGUUGCCUUACUUGUCUUUGCCUCUUGUAAAAUGCCUUAUACUUUCUGUCUAGGCUGAAGCUAAACCGAAACUAUGGUUUUUCGUAAAUUAAGCUCCUAAACUCUCUAGCUCAACUAUAAAUGAAGUAGCUCCCCUGCCAAAUUCUUGUCCUUUGUGCCCUGUGACCCUCUCAGAAUACUCCCCCUCCUACCCUCCAGUUGGGAGGUGCGGCCACCUUAACCCUUCAUUUGACGUUACCCCGAGGAAAUGCCCAAAUCCUCGUAGCUCCAAGUCAUUUGAUGUUCCUGGUAUGCAGAAUAACUUAAACAUUCUGUUAGUAGGACAGCAAGAUACCUUGCUUCCCAUCCCUACUCAGACAGGUUUUGGGGUAAAAUGAAAGCAAGACUUCUCAGUCACAAAUGAGGACCUGUUCAAGAUGACCGUUUUGGCAUUAUCAGCCAAAAUCAUUAUGCCCUCAGAGGUGCUUGUCAUCGACUUGAAACGAAGAAAAUUCUAACUCCAAACAUCAGGCAUUAUUCAAGGCGAAUAAAACAGUUUCUCCCUGGGGCCUCACAUUGUUUUCAUUCCAGAUGUUUGACCCUGUUGACCUUAUGGCCUGAAUUUCCCUUGAUGAUCCUAAUUUCAUAUCAUGUGAUUUUUCUUUCUCAAUAAAAAUGAUUUUUGUGGCAA
Molecule: messenger RNA, 3392 nt
Organism: Microtus oregoni (creeping vole)
Lineage: Eukaryota; Metazoa; Chordata; Mammalia; Rodentia; Cricetidae
Gene: Dab2
Product: DAB adaptor protein 2
Exons: 15
Coding region: 308-2599 (763 amino acids)
Biological process (GO): receptor-mediated endocytosis; positive regulation of endocytosis; negative regulation of canonical Wnt signaling pathway
Cellular component (GO): plasma membrane
Source: RefSeq, a predicted model, not a curated record